AUGGCCAGAACCCUGGUCCUCGUCGCUGUUCUCCUCGCCGCCAGCGCCGGCGCCACGACGGGCGGCGACCACGCUGACCAUCCACAACCUCUGCCCGCACCCGGUGUGGCCGCUGGUGACCCGAACUCAGGCCUCCCUUCCAUCUCCGACAACACUGCGCGCCUCGACCCCAAUGCGCUGCUCUCCCUCACCUUCCCGCCCACCUUCUGGGCCGGCUGCGUCGCGGCGCGCACGGGCUGCGACGCCACCGCGUCGGGAUGCUGGACGGGCUCCGCGCCGCCCGCCACCAUCGUGCAGGUCACCGUCCACGACGGCGGGAGCCUGGACCAGGCCACCUGGCAGCCGCGCCGCCGAGGGUGUGGCGUGCCGUGGCCCACCGGAGUACUUCAAGAACCGGUGCCCGCUCACCCGGACCACGCCCACCGACGUCGAGCCCGUCCCGCAGAGCUGCCGCGCCCCGGGGAGCUCCGGGUCGUCUUCUGUCAGGCGACCAUUGUCACGGGCGACGCCGCCGCCGCCGCUGCCGCCGCAGAAGGCGAGAUGGUCAUCCGCUCUGUCGUCGCCGACAGCUAG
This is a messenger RNA of Miscanthus lutarioriparius, 573 nucleotides long. Lineage: Eukaryota; Viridiplantae; Streptophyta; Magnoliopsida; Poales; Poaceae. The record is from the annotation of a GenBank genome assembly.